AUGUCCGCAGGUACUCCCGAAAAGCCCGCGCGCAAGCACAGGAAGUCGAAGUCCACCGACGUCCAAGAUCUUGCGGAGACGCUUGUACCCUCGGAGAAGCCCAAGAAAUCCAAGAAGUCCAAGAGAUCUGAGCCUGAAGACUUGGCCCCCGUCGAAGAUUCAGCGCCGUCCUCUCCGAAGGAGAAGAAGCUCAAGAAGCUCAAGCAUGCUCUAGAAGUGGAUGGGACAGAGCUUCAGGAUGACGGGAUGGCGAAGAAAAAGCGCAAGCACAAGCACACGGAAGCGGAGGCAGAAGCAGGACUGGGGGGUGUGCAGUCUUCAGAUGCGGAUGUUGUAAGUCAAGACCAGAUCGUGAAGUCAAAGAAGUCGCGGAAACCGCGAGAGGGCACGGACGAGAAGGCCGAGGAGGGCAGUGUGAACAAGUCGAAGAGGGAACGGAAAAAACACAGUAAAGGGGAAGAUGAAGAGGAGGCUCCUGUGAUGAGUUCGACGUCUAGUGUCACAAAGAAGAAGAAGCGGAAACACCGCUCCUCCGCCAACUCGUAUCCUGACCCAGCAGAGGACGAGGUUUUGACCGAGCAAGCCCAGAAAGCUUUGCAAUACGCGUUCAGCCAGUUCAAUGACCCAACCUCGUGGAAGUUCAACAAAGCGAGACAGAACUGGCUCAUCCGUAAUAUAUGGUUGGCGGAAGCGAUUCCGGAGCAGUAUCUACCUCUCACGAUACAAUAUCUGCAGGGAGUGCAGGGAGGGGUACGAGAAACCCUGCUCAAAGCUUGCAGAGACGCUAUGGAAGCUCAGAAGGCUGAGAAGACAGAGAUACCAUCCACAGCCAAUACGGCAGAAACGCAGACAGACAGUGCAUCUCCGUCGAAACAGACAGUGAAGUUCGCUGCAGAGCCGGAGCCUAUUGCGGAACCGUCACCCACGGACACGACCAAGCGAGAACGUGCAGCCACAUUACUGGAGGCUCUUACUUCUGCAGCUUCGUAG
This is a messenger RNA of Epithele typhae, 990 nucleotides long. RefSeq lists its product as uncharacterized. Lineage: Eukaryota; Fungi; Basidiomycota; Agaricomycetes; Polyporales; Epitheliaceae. Bases 1 to 990 code for a protein of 329 amino acids. The transcript is spliced from 4 exons. The record is from RefSeq and is a predicted model, not a curated record.